AUGACGGAGGAGAACAUCAACGACCUGCGGGGCAUGCUGGAGAUCGCCUUGGCGAAAGAGGCACACCUGAGCGAGACACAGACUGAUGACACGGAGGACUCAGAGGAGGCUGGACUGCCACCGGGUGGAGAUCUCACAGCUGAAAAGCUCCCCCUGAUCGUACCUGUCGCCCAGCAGGAAGUUCUGCAAUCGGUGUCGAGUACCUCUGUCGUGACCACUGGACCGGCCAUCGAUAUACAGGCUCUGGAGAAGUGGAUUACCAAGGCAAAGCACAGUUUGACGCGAUUUAAAGUCAUUCCGGAUGAACAGACCUUUGAGGAGUUUAAGAAGUUCUUGGAGGUGAGGACAUAG
Molecule: messenger RNA, 351 nt
Organism: Dibothriocephalus latus
Lineage: Eukaryota; Metazoa; Platyhelminthes; Cestoda; Diphyllobothriidea; Diphyllobothriidae
Source: the annotation of a GenBank genome assembly